This is a messenger RNA of Rhinolophus ferrumequinum (greater horseshoe bat), 626 nucleotides long. RefSeq names its product 60S ribosomal protein L21-like. The transcript has a single exon. Gene Ontology annotation, molecular function: structural constituent of ribosome. Gene Ontology annotation, biological process: translation. NCBI's taxonomy places the organism in Eukaryota, Metazoa, Chordata, Mammalia, Chiroptera, Rhinolophidae. Gene Ontology annotation, cellular component: ribosome; cytosolic large ribosomal subunit. Bases 56 to 538 code for a protein of 160 amino acids. The record is from RefSeq and is a predicted model, not a curated record.
UUAAAUGUGAGUGGGCUUUUCGGCCGGGACCGCCAUCUUCCAGUAAUUCGUCAAAAUGACCAACACAAAGGGAAAGAGGAGAGGCACCCGCUAUAUGUUCUCUAGGCCUUUUAGAAAACAUGGAGUUGUUCCUUUGGCCACAUACAUGCGAAUCUAUAAGAAAGGUGAUAUUGUAGUUAUCAAGGGAAUGGGCACUGUUCAAAAAGGAAUGCCCCACAAAUGUUACCACGGCAAAACGGGAAGGGUCUACAAUGUUACUCAGCAUGCAGUUGGCAUUGUUGUAAACAAACAAGUCAAGGGCAAGAUUCUUGCCAAGAGAAUUAAUGUUCGUAUUGAGCAUAUUAAGCACUCUAAGAGCCGAGAUAGCUUCCUGAAACGGGUGAAGGAAAAUGAUCAGAAAAAGAAGGAAGCCAAAGAGAAAGGUACCUGGGUUCAACUGAAACGCCAGCCUGCCCCACCCAGAGAAGCACAAUUUGUGAGAACCAAUGGGAAGGAGCCUGAGCUGCUGGAAGCCAUUCCCUAUGAAUUCAUGGCAUAAGUGGAAAAAAAUAAAAGACCUCUGUAAAACUAUUUCUCUUAAUUGAGGAGUGUGGCGUCCCCUCCCCCAAAGAAAUAUUUAAAGAAAA